Molecule: messenger RNA, 1536 nt
Organism: Postia placenta MAD-698-R-SB12
Lineage: Eukaryota; Fungi; Basidiomycota; Agaricomycetes; Polyporales; Adustoporiaceae
Exons: 9
Coding region: 1-1536 (511 amino acids)
Source: RefSeq, a predicted model, not a curated record
AUGUCAGAUGUCGAACAGAUACCUGCAGAGAGAAUUGAACAGGAAAGGAAGCCACGGAAACAGGCGCUACAGAUCGGAAAGACGAAGCGGAGAAAAUCGGGUGUCAUCGGAGGCGGUAUGGCGAAAAAGACAGUCAAACCAAAGGUGCCAGCCUCCACGGUCGCCCGAAUCCUCUCGGCAUCGGCGAAGCUCCGGUUCCUAUUGACAUCAACGCUGAUCGCACUGAUGUCGAGCGCGCUUCACACGCUGAAGAAACUACCGAAGUUCCCCUCACUCUCUCGCAACUGUCCCCCAGUCUCAGCUGCUCCGGAUGCUUCUUCGCAUCAACGUAAACGGAGCAAGACCGAUCUCUCCAGCAGUCAGACAUCGUCCAUUAAUCAGCCUUUGGGCGAGAUCAAAGAGGACGCAGUCACCGACUCACAGCGCGAGGUUGAGGUACCUGCGCCUGAAUCUUCUAUAGCUUCUAGGUUACGUGCGCGAAAGCCUUCUGCGGAUCCGCAGGCGAAGGAGGCGCGUGUCAGGCCCGGAAACGCAAACUCACAGGCUCGAUCACCGGCAAGCACGGCGCAGCAUGGAGGCAGGAAGAACGGGGGCAGGAGGCAGCUGACGCACCCACCGGUCGCGCCUUCUCGCUCUAGAAGUGCGAGCAAAUCAGGGGACUUGCACAACUCGCAAAAGGAAAAUACGUCCGACGCGAGGGCACUGCGGCAGGAACAAGAUGGACACAUGCACCGCUCAGGACAUAUGCCUGGUCUCGACAAGUCGUCUGUGGCGCUUCCUCCCGCGAAACCGACGCGGCCGAUCGAGUUUCAUUUCCAUUCAGACGCGCGCAUAGAAGCGCGUAAGGCCGAACUGGAGAAGUCAGGCAGCAUGCAGACGCGAUCACGGUCACAUGCCCCCUUACCCAUCCCGGACUUCAAGGCCAUGCACGCUGCGCAAGAGUCAGCGCUAGCAGCCAGGAAAGAGCAGAUCAUGCCUGUUGUCCCGAUGGAGAUGGAACUCAAUACGGACGUGCGUGCCCGCGAGCGCGGGAAAUACGACGAGGCGCGACGAGAACGCGAGCUGGAGAUUGAACAGCAGAUGGAGGAACGGAGGCGCCAGCGGGAGUUGGAAGAGGAGAAGGAGAUCAGGGAACUCAGGAGACGCGCGGUGCCCAAGGCAAACGAGGUACCAGAAUGGUACGCCAACGCGCCAAAGCGGACAGGGAAGCCGAAGACCGGCAGAGUUCUUGGCUCGUAUGAAAUAUCCGACAAUAGUCUGCCUCGCGCUGGCCUCAUGCAUACCGUGAGCAGUCUGGAUAUCCGCUUCGAGCUGCUGUCACCGAUAGUGGGCAGAGCCUGUGGCGCGUCUGAUCGCCCACCCAAUGUCCGUGGGACAUGGCAGGGUCCACAACAUCCCAACACCGUCCCAUGGGCUGCCAGACGUGCCAGGACGAGGGGGCCCACGCACAGGCAGAUCAGGCCCGACGCCCAAGCCGCGAACCCCCGCCGCCGCAGGUCCGCUAUGAUCCCAUUUGCCCCCGAUACAGACUCAUAG